UCCACCGCUCUGUCGCGAGCCGCAUCGCUGCUUUCGUUCUGUCUUUACGUCUCUGUGUCCUUCGUCGGGGAAGGAUGAGGCGAUUGCAAAAUUGAUAUCAAUCGACCACCACUCUGUAGGCUACUCCAUCCCCAAGAGCCUCCUCUUAGGGGUUUUAAAGCAAAGAAAAUAUUUACUAUUUUACUCUUUUUAACCCCUGUCUUGGAAAUAAAUGUGUAAAUGGCUGGAGCACAGCCCGGAGUUCACGCACUGCAGCUCGAACCCGUCUCCGUUCCGGAGAGUCUGAAGAAAGGCAGCAGGUUCAUGAGAUGGGAUGAUGAUUCCUCCGCAGUGACCCCUGUGAACUUACGAGUGGAUCCGCAGGGAUACUACCUGUACUGGACGGAUCAGAAUAAGGAAACCGAGUUUUUGGACAUCACUUACAUUAAGGAUGCAAGAACCGGAAAGUGCACCAAAACACCAAAGGAAGCCAAGCUGCGUGAGCUGCUGGACGUGGGGAAUCUGGUUGGGAGGAUAGAGAACCGGUUGCUGACCGUGGUGAGCGGUCCAGACAUGGUCAAUAUCACCUACUUGAACUUCAUGGCCUUCCAGGAGGAAGUGGCAAAGGAGUGGGCAGAGUCUCUGUUCAGCCUGGCCUCUAACCUGCUGGCACAUAACAUGUCCAGAGAGUCUAGCCUGCAGAAAGCGUACACAAGACUUACACUACAGCUGAACCCGGAGGGAAGGAUUCCCGUCAAGAACAUCUUGAGGAUGUUUUCUGCUGACAGAAAGCGCGUGGAGACAGCGCUGGAGAGCUGUAGCCUCCCAUCUGGACGGAAUGACUCUAUCCCUUUGGAGAACUUCACCCCAGAUGUCUACAAAGACUUCCUCAGUAACAUCUGCCCACGACCAGAAAUUGACCAGAUCUUCUCAGAAAACGGUGCCAAUAAGGGGCGUUACCUCAGCGUGGAGCAGAUGACCGACUUCAUCAACAACAAGCAGCGGGACCCCCGACUGAACGAGAUCCUGUACCCACCACUAAAGCCGGAUCAAACCCAGCUGCUCAUUGACAAAUAUGAGCCCGACAGCAAUGUGGCUCAGAGAGGCCAGAUUUCUGUGGAGGGGUUUUCCCUGUAUCUCAUUGGUGAGGAGAAUGUAGUUAUCCCUCCUGAGAAACUGGAUCAGAGUGAAGACAUGACCUUUCCCCUCUCCCAGUACUUCAUCAACUCCUCCCACAACACCUACCUCACAGCGGGCCAGCUGGCUGGGAACUCGUCAGUGGAGAUGUACCGGCAAGUUCUGCUGUCAGGCUGCCGCUGCGUGGAGCUGGACUGCUGGAAAGGCCGAACUGCCGAGGAAGAGCCCGUCAUCACGCACGGCUUCACCAUGACCUCUGAGAUCUCCUUCAAGGAAGUCAUUGAGGCCAUUGCUGAAUGUGCUUUCAAAACGUCACCCUACCCCGUAAUUCUGUCCUUCGAAAACCACGUGGACUCUCCAAAGCAACAAGCGAAGAUGGCAGAAUACUGCCAAUCGAUCUUUGGUGAUGCGCUGUUGAUUGAACCCCUGGAAAAGUACCCUCUGGAAUCAGGUGUGCCACUGCCCAGCCCCCAGGAGCUGAUGGGUAAGAUCCUCAUUAAAAACAAGAAGAAAUCCCACAAGCCCUCUGACGACAGUGCCAAGAAGAAGCUGGCAGAGCAGACCUCCAGCACCACCAGCGAUUCCUCCACUCCUUUUGAGCCUUCAUCACCUGGCGCAGGGGAAGUGGAAGCAGAGAGCGAUGAAGAUGACGAGGAAGACGACGACUGCAAGAAGACCUCAGAUGAGGGGUCGUCAGAGCGGGAAGCAUGUGCCACAGAAGAGAUGUCCACCCUGGUCAAUUAUGUUCAGCCAGUCAAGUUCCACACCUUCGAGGCCUCCAAAAAAAUAAACCGCAGCUAUCAGAUGUCAUCCUACGUGGAGACCAAGGCACUGGAGCUUCUCACAAAGUCACCUGUGGAGUUUGUGGAGUACAACAGGCUGCAGCUCAGUCGAAUUUAUCCCAAAGGCACUAGGGUGGACUCCUCCAACUACAUGCCCCAAGUCUUCUGGAACGCUGGGUGUCAGCUAGUGGCUCUGAACUUCCAAACUAUCGACCUGUCUAUGCAGUUAAACCUGGGCAUGUACGAGUACAACGGGAAAAGCGGAUAUCGGCUCAAACCUGAAUUCAUGCGCCGGCCAGACAAGAACUUUGACCCCUUCACCGAGAGCACAGUGGAUGGGAUUGUAGCCAAUACACUGUCAGUCAAGAUCAUAUCUGGGCAGUUCCUGACAGAUAAGAAAGUUGGCACACAUGUGGAAGUUGAAAUGUUUGGGUUGCCGGUGGACACCAGACGGAAGGCAUUCAAAACAAAAACCUCACAGGGAAAUGCCAUCAACCCAGUGUGGGACGAAGAGCCAAUUGUCUUCAAGAAGGUUGUUCUGCCCACGUUGGCCUCUCUGAGAAUGGCUGUAUUUGAGGAAGGGGGGAAGUUCAUUGGGCAUCGAAUCAUCCCAGUGUCUGCCAUUCGUCCAGGUUAUCAUUACAUUGGCCUCCGGAAUGAGAAGAACCAGUCACUUACACUACCAGCUGUAUUUGUUUAUAUUGAGGUCAAGGACUAUGUGCCAGAUACCUUUGCAGAUGUGAUCGAGGCUCUGUCCAACCCAAUCAGAUAUGUCAACCUGAUGGAGCAGAGAGCCAAUCAGCUGGCGGCGCUGACUCUGGAAGAAGGAGAAGAAGUCAUUAGUAAAGAGGUGGAGCCUGGGGCAGAUUUACCGUCUGAACCCACAAGUGACCCCAAACCUGCCCCUUCAGAGAACGGGGUGAGCCACACCCCCUGUAUCACCAGUCACCCCAAACCACAGUCUCAGGUGACUCACCAGCCCCAGCCAACAGGAUCAGUGAAGCCAGCUGUCAAAACAGAGGACAUCGUGCAUAGCGUUCUCACGGAGGUGGAAGCUCUCUCGGUUGAGGAGCUGAAGAGGCAGAAGGCGUUUGUGAGGGAGCAGAGGCGGCAGUACAAAGAGAUGAAAGAGCUCACUAAGAAACAGCACAAAAAGACCACGGACACCAUUAAAGAACACACGGCCAGGUACAAUGACUUCAACAGCGACUACCAGCGCAGGAGAGCCACGCUGCAGAAGACCGCCAAAAGAGACGGUAAGAAAAGGAGUGGGUCGUCCAGUGUGGAGUCGGGCCCCUCGCCCAGCGAGCAGGAGCUGGCCGUUCUGGACCAGGAGAGCGGGGAGAAGCUGGCCGAGCUGAAGGGGCAGCAGCAGCAGCAGCUUCUGGACCUGCGGCAGGAGCAGUACCACAGCGAGAAACUCCACAAACGAGAGCACAUCAAACAGCUCAUGGAGAAGCUGACUGUGGUGGCUGAAGAAAGCCAGUGCAACCAGCUGAAGAAAUUAAAAGACAUUUGUGACAAGGAGAAGAAAGAACUGAAAAAGAAAAUGGACAAGAAAAGACAGGAGAUGAUGACUGAGGCCAAAUCAAAGGAGAAACAUCUGAGUGAGGAAGAGAAGCUAGAGAUCAACCGGUCCUAUGUGAAUGAAGUUGUGCAAUGCAUCAAACGGUUAGAGGAGGCUCAGGCCAAGAGAGAAGAGAAGCUUCUGGAAAAACACAAAGAUGUUCUUCAGCAAAUCAUGGAGGAAAAGCCAAAGCUGCAGACGGAGCUGGACCAGGAAUAUCAAGACAAGCUGGGUCGGUUGCCGGUGGAGAUCCAGGAGUUUGUGCAGGAGGCCACUAGGGGAAAGGCCAGUGAGGAGGAAGAGCUCAGCGGCCCCUCUCCCAGUGAGACACUCCAAAAGCCCAACCACAGGGCCAACCAAUUGGAGAAUGAUAUCGAAAAGCCCAACCACAAGGUCAGCCAGUCAGAGAACGACACAGACGAAGACACUGCAGAGAAAGCGGUGGACCCACCGCACUAGACCGCCCUACUGCACCUUGGGCUAGUUUCUGUUUAUGUAACGGAUAUUGUUUAAUUAACAUUUUACAAUUUGUUUUUCUUAUUAUUCAGGCUACUUGCAGUUUUGCGGGAGCAGGGGUCUUUACUUAUUAACCACGGAUCACAGGAAAUUACUUGAAUUAUUUGACGGAGAGAGAACUGUUUACUUUUCACAUUUCCAUAAUGAUUGAGUAGUAACCAGUGUGGUAGCAGUGUGGUCAAUUCCAUAUUAUUAUUAUCUUUUACUGUAUUGGGGUCAUAAUCAGAUUGUUUGGGAUUAUGUGCCAUACAUGGUAAAACACUACAUAUACUUAAAUACUUUUCAUAUUAUCAUUUUUCUUUCUGAGAAAAAUCUGCUUCUACCAUAGCCUAGUUUGAUAAAUGGGUGUUUAUGAACAACAGGCUAGGUGUGAUCGUCUUGGCUAAGCCAGGCUUUUUGCUUAUGUGUGUGUAUGUACGCAUGCACACACAUGCAUGUGUGUGUGUGUGUAUGUGUGUGUUUCUCAAGUGAAAGGCUAAGUCCAUUGGAGUACUGCAGAUUCACACCUGCCCCUCUGAAACACAUUGCUCAUACGACACUGUAUAUUUGCACUGAACCCACACGGAUGUCCUCUUUGGACUGGAGCCCUGCUCUGUUGGCAUCUUACAUUUUGAAUUCUCUUUAAAGGUAUAUAUUUACAGUAUAUGCGUACGGCUGCUGCUGACGAUGCUCCUUUUUAUUUUCUCUGUGUGUAUUCAAAAUCUUCAUUAACAUUUACAUUUUUUAACAAUAUUAUACUGUAUGGUUUAUUCUAUAUGAUCCAAACAGUUUGAAAUCCUCGGUGUUUGCUCCGGAUUUAGUGGUUUCUGACUGUGAGAUGUGCAUGGGUAAAUACUGUGUGCGUUAGUACGUGGAUAUGUGUACAGGUGAACUGUUGUAUCUGUGACACUGUAGUGUGGAAUGAACUAUCUUUUGAUUUUAAGCAGAACACAGUUCAUAUACAGCUGAAUUAAUCAACUGAAAUCACGAAACUGCAGUAUGUAUGUCUUGAGCAAGUUGCAUUGCAGAAAAACAACAUUGUAUAUAUAUAAAUAAUAACUUAUUUCUCGAAAUAGUAACAGUGACGGUAAACCUAAAAUGUACAGUCAUAUUUUACUCCUCUUUUCUCCGGCUUUAUACACUUCAAAAAAACGUAAACUGUAAUGGGUUAUUUAUUAAUUAAUUUAUUGAAUUAUUUAUUUAUUUAUUAGUUCUUGUUUGUUUUGAAUAAUGAAAUGCAAUGGCAUGGCUGUCAGCUGCCAGUGGUACAGCUCUUGGGAUUGUAAAUUGGUACCAAAAAUGACUUUGCAUAAACCUCACAUAAUUAGUAGAAACAGUCAAGCAGAAUAUUCCUCUUCGAUAGAGUUAAAAGGGAAAGCGAACGUAUUCACUGAGAGCCCCCGUACGCGCACAUUUGUUUUUAUAGUGAUCGAAGAGCAGCUUCAGUUAGAUUAACAGUAGCAUUACAAAAAUGUGAUUAUGAAAAUGCAAGGCCAUUACAUACUAUUAAAAUAAAAUGAGAUAAUGUCAUUAACCUGCCCAGCCACCUCCAAACUUUUCCCCUCUCAUUUGGCAGCACUUGCGGUCUAAUAUUCUAUUGUAUGUAUCUGGGAAUGCUGUCCUCCAAAAGGCAAAGUGUACAGAUUAAUGUAGAAUGCUGCACUGUUCAGAAGAAAACUGUGUAGAAAAUCAUUGGUAUUUAACAGAUUCCAUUGUGUUGCACAUUUAAAUGUAUUGAACAUUAUUUCUCACAGACUUAAUCAGUUAAGAUUCAAAAACGGAAUAUAGUCCAUCUACAACUAUAUAAAUGCGGUUGUUCACUUAACAUAACUAUGAGCUAAACUUUUGGUUUUGGUAUUUGAAGUGACACAUCAGUGGUAGUUUUGUCUAACUGACCUUUUUAUGCAUGCAAAAGUUUCAAUUCAUGUGCCCUUUUUCUUUAACAAACAUAGAAAAUACAUUAAAUGUACAAUAAAGUACAAUUUUGAAUAACUCCCAGUAACACGAUAAGUAAAUGUUCACGUACAAUAAAUUCUACAACAUAAUAUUAAUCCAGUAUAAAUGAUUUAGAGGGGUUUUUAUAUACAUUUUUAAGAAAUUGCUGACAUUGUUUUUUGUUGUUUUGACCAUUUUAUUCUAUUUUUAUUUAGGCAUUUUUAUCAUUUCUUUUAAAAUUACUUGAAUGAGGUUUAAACAAAUUUUGUGAAAAUCUGUUAUUUAAAUGUUCUUAUUGACGUGACAGUUCUGUGCCUUUAAGAUCUUGCCAUGUUAGAUGUCGAAUGUAAAAAAAUUCAUUUUUGAGUGAACUGUCAAUGUUUGGAGCCAUCCGUUUUAAUGGACUGUGUGCAUUAUUAAUGUUUACACUAAACUUCUGCUUGGCAUUUACCUUUGUUUAGGUUUUAUUUAUCAAAUGCCAUUUUUAUGUCUUCUUUUGGACAAGUGUUUAUAGUUUAUUUAUAAAUACAGUAUAUUAGGUUGGAUAUGUACAUGUUUAUUUCAAGUUGUCAUUGUCAUAUAUUUCUAUUGUUUUUUACUUUUCUGAAUAUACAGCAUUAACGUUUUAGUGGCCCCUGUAUUGUGAUUGGGUUUUGAAAUGAAUAUGGAUCUUGUAAAAUACAUUUAGAUGUAAGUGGAUAUUGUGAGACUGUGACUGGUCUUAACUGCUUAUGAUGUAAUAGCUCUCUAAGUGAUUUGACCUAAAAUACAUUGACAGAAACAUUUUGUAAAAGGAAUAAAAAGUAUUCUAUGCAAUUUUGUGGCAUGAUAACUUCCAUGUUUGAUUUAAUGUGCUUUCAUCAUUAUUCCAAAGGAAAUAAUAAUAAAAAACGAAAUUGAAACA
Molecule: messenger RNA, 6799 nt
Organism: Conger conger (European conger)
Lineage: Eukaryota; Metazoa; Chordata; Actinopteri; Anguilliformes; Congridae
Gene: plcb1
Product: phospholipase C beta 1
Exons: 32
Coding region: 220-3924 (1234 amino acids)
Biological process (GO): memory; phosphatidylinositol-mediated signaling; lipid catabolic process
Cellular component (GO): cytoplasm; nuclear speck
Molecular function (GO): calmodulin binding; phosphatidylinositol-4,5-bisphosphate phospholipase C activity; calcium ion binding
Source: RefSeq, a predicted model, not a curated record